Messenger RNA from Vitis vinifera (wine grape), 1812 nucleotides. Its product is annotated as COP9 signalosome complex subunit 7. Bases 59 to 805 code for a protein of 248 amino acids. Gene Ontology annotation, cellular component: COP9 signalosome. The record is from RefSeq and is a predicted model, not a curated record. NCBI's taxonomy places the organism in Eukaryota, Viridiplantae, Streptophyta, Magnoliopsida, Vitales, Vitaceae. The transcript is spliced from 8 exons.
AAGCAUUUAGUUUUCUGUUUCGAACCACUGCUCAGUGUUUUUGGCUUUUGAAACGGAAAUGGGAGCAGAGCAGAGAGAAACCCAGGCGAUAGAGCAGUUCGUGAAGCGUGCGUCGGACCUCGAGGGUUCCUCUCUCGUCGACCUCAUCAUCCAAGCCACCUCCCAUUCCUCACUCUUCGCCUUCUCUGAGAUUUUGGCUGUCCCCAGCGUUGUCGAGCUUCAUGGAACUCAAUAUUCUGUUUACAUUGAUUUGCUCCGUCUCUUUGCUCAUGGUACAUGGAGGGAUUACAAGAGUCAUGCUGGCUUUCUUCCAGAGCUGGUUCCAGAUCAAGUUCUCAAGCUAAAGCAACUUAGUAUCCUUACUCUUGCUGAGAAGAACAAAGUUCUCUCCUACUAUCAACUGAUGCAGGAACUUGAUAUUUCUAAUGUACGUGAACUUGAAGAUUUUCUUAUCAAUGAGUGCAUCAAUGCGGGCAUUGUUAGAGGAAAGUUGAAUCAGUUGCAAAAAUGCUUUGAGGUGCAAUUUGCAGCAGGAAGAGAUCUGAGACCUGGAACACUUGUGAGUCUGAUACAGACUCUUACAAAUUGGUUGUCCACUUCAGACAAAAUGCUGUUGACAAUCAAAGAGAUGAUUGAUCAGGCAGAUAGGAUGAAAGAGUUGGACAAGGAACAUCAAAAGGAAGUUGAAGAAAAGAUAGAAUUAGCAAAGAAAUUCCUCCAGAACAAGGGUUUACAUAAUGUUAGCAGCCUAGGAUCAAGUUGGGGCCAUUGGAGGACAUUGACAUGCUCUAUAUGGAUGAAGUAAUGAGCUCCAGGGAACUUGGAACCCACUCCAAGAGGUAUCACAUAUCAAACACUUUGCAUAUAUCCUGGUCUACCAACUAUGCCCAUUUAUUCACUUUAGCUCAGGACUAUACUAUGUAUUUUCAUUAUAUGGAUAAAGAGAUGACUUGAUUGCAAAAUCAAAUGUUUGUAUUGACUGAAGUAGAUGCUCACACUUGAACCCUAAAGUUAUUUUUUAAAAUACUAUGCAGAGGCCUAACUAGUUGAGCUAGACAAUCACAAUUAUAAGCCAGCUGAAUGGCAGAUCAUCCCAACUUAACCCUAUGAACUUGGGUGAUGAGUAUCAGUGUAAUAUGGAAGAAAGGUGAAACCUGCAGUUUGACUGCUGGUUUCAGGCUCAUUCAUAUCGGUCUAUCUCUAGUUAUCUAUCAAAAAAAAAUAUAUAUUGGUCUAUCUCUAGUUUUGUACCUCACUUGAGCUAAGAGUUGAACAACCUGGUUCAUGCUAUAACAGCUAACUAAAUUACAAAGCAAAACUGGUCCCAUGGUUUGAACUGUUUUGCUUUGAUUCCCUGCCGAGCUUAAGUUUAGGGUUGAACCAACCAGGUGGGCAAAAGUGUACAAACGGGCCAUUUUUACCAUUUGGUCUGGCUUUAACUGCAUGCUUUCCAUGCCCUGUUUUUUCUGUUUGAGUUUAGUCACUCUGAAAAAUGCAGGAAGCGAACAUCAAUAUAGAGACGAGGUGUGGGGGGAUCCUUUUGGUGUGACUUCAUGUUGGUGGCCAGAUUUUUGUUCAUCUCACAUUGGAUUUGGAAAAAUUUUCAUGUUCUGGAUUUGAAGCUCACGUUGUUUCAUUUAGAAUCAUAAAGAAAGAGAACAAAAUCAAGUUGAUGGUGCAGCUCAAAAAUUGUAGGAAGUUGAACACAUUAUCAUGAUCACAUUUGGCCAUUUGAGGUUAUCAUUUAGAAUGGAUGAUAUUGCAGUAUAACUUUCCCUCUCCAAUAAAAGUAUUGCACACAAUUUUCUUGAA